Colletotrichum paranaense is the source of this 201-nucleotide messenger RNA. RefSeq lists its product as uncharacterized. NCBI's taxonomy places the organism in Eukaryota, Fungi, Ascomycota, Sordariomycetes, Glomerellales, Glomerellaceae. The transcript has 2 exons. The record is from RefSeq and is a predicted model, not a curated record. The coding region runs from base 1 to 201 and encodes 66 amino acids.
AUGGCCGAUGGCAUCCAAAAGGACUCCGAUGUCCCCUCGGUCAGGCUAGAACGAUUUUUAAACGACCAACCCACUGUCGGUGAGGUUCUGAUGAUGAGCCGCACGACAACCCCCAGAUGUACGACACAGCGCAGGACAGAGGACAUGAAGCUGGUCAUUCGUGAAUGGGAGGAGUCAUGGUGCACAGCGACAACCAACUAA